Oikopleura dioica is the source of this 1206-nucleotide messenger RNA. The record is from the annotation of a GenBank genome assembly. Lineage: Eukaryota; Metazoa; Chordata; Appendicularia; Copelata; Oikopleuridae.
AUGAAGUGGACGCCGAGUACUGACGAGUGCAAACCAGUAGACAAUUUUGUAUUUCUGAAAAAGCACAAAGUCGCGAGCACCACUUUCAAGGCGAUUUUCCAUAAAUUCGCAAAAUACAGACAGAUUCCGAUUGAACCAAGAUUAAUUGGACCGCAAGGUGGAUGUUAUCCGGCGCGCAUAAACGAGCACUGCUGGCCAAGACGUCACUAUCAUCCGGCGAAUGGAUUGACUUAUCACUUUCGCUGGAACAUAGAACAAGCUCACAAGAUCUUUGAUUUGAAAAACACGGCGAUUUUCACGACAAUCAGGAAUCCAAUGACGUGCUUCGAAUCCGUCUACAACUAUUUUUACUUCAAGCGAUACAAAAACUUGGAUCACCCGUGCGAUUCGCCUUGCUGGAACCGCCCGUUUUAUCAAUUCAACGGAAACAGACUGGGAAUCUCGACCGGGGAGUUCUUGGAUAAUCUUCCCGAGAAUUUCGACCCGAGGGCUUCGCAAAAUUUUCGGGCAAAGAACUUUCAAUCCUUCGAGCUCGGGCUGGACCACCUAAACGACAACCCCGCCUACAUCGAAUCGCAGUUAGAGCGACUGGAGACACAAUUUGAUCUCGUCAUAAUUCUCGAGCACUACAUGGAGUCCAUCGUGCUUCUAAAACAUCGCCUCUGCGUCUCUUACGAGAUUUUAUACAUCAAGGCGAAAAACAAGGCGAGUUAUACGCCAGAGCCGCUGAGCGAAAAACAAAAGGCCAACUUCGCCGAGUUCUUCAAGCAAGAUCUCGAAAUGUACAGAUUCUUCAACGAGACUCUUCACAAGAAAAUCGACGCCUUUGGACGGGAUCGAAUGAGAGAGGAGAUCAAAGUCGCCAAGAAAAUAUUCGAACGUUGCGCAGAGCUUUCCGACGGGCAUAAAGACGGAUGCAAAAUUAAAAGGCCCGAAAGUGAACCACCGGCAAAUAUUACGAGCGAAAUCGUGAGAUAUCCGUCCCUGGAUCCGAAAAUCUACCUCAAAUACAUGGACGAAAACUUUGGUCACUGCUCUAAUCCGUCUAGUUCUUAUGGAAAAGUGAAAUCGAUUCACGAAACUGGAGUGCUAAACAGUACCUGUCCAUUUGUAGACAAGCCAAUUAAAUCAAACUUUGCCGAUCAUAUUGAAAUUACGCUAGAAUCGGAUGUUAAAUUCGACAAUUCUACGGAAGAAGACUCGUAG